Molecule: messenger RNA, 1870 nt
Organism: Athalia rosae (coleseed sawfly)
Lineage: Eukaryota; Metazoa; Arthropoda; Insecta; Hymenoptera; Athaliidae
Product: charged multivesicular body protein 7
Exons: 5
Coding region: 327-1691 (454 amino acids)
Biological process (GO): late endosome to vacuole transport via multivesicular body sorting pathway; vesicle budding from membrane
Cellular component (GO): multivesicular body
Source: RefSeq, a predicted model, not a curated record
CUUGUGACAAAUUUUGAAGCGUAGAUGUGAAAAAUGUUGUAGUAUUUCAAAAUCAUAACGUGUCGUUGUGGUGAGCUAUGCGUAUCAGUUAGAAUUGAUAAUAUACAUAUUCUUCAAGAUCUAUAAUUACGGACAACUCGCUGUCAUGUACAUUUUAAUUGUGUAUCAUUCGCUUGAAAAUACAGUUACGACAGGUCGAAAAACCAGCCUUAACUGAGUGAUAUUUAUAAACUGUUCAGUUCAGUGUAUUCAUCCUUAUUACUAUUGCUCGAGUAACUAGUGCACAAGUUGAUUUAAAGGAAAAGACUCCUGGAGUCCCGAAAAAAAUGGCAGCUACUCAGGACUUGAACGAGAGCCUCCCACUUGAUGCUGAGAGUAUGCCUGAAUGUUGGGAUAAAGAUGAUAGGAUGAAUUCCCUUUUUGCCCAAUUUCGAAAUCGCUCUGUCAAUCCACAGGACUGGGAUUCAAAGUAUAGAUUUUGGCGAGGAAUGAUAUCUGAUUGGACUGAACAUAAAAUGCGCUGCAGCUUCUCUCUCGCUGAUUUAAACAAGGCUUUCAAACGUAAUGGUAGAACCCCGGCAUGCUUGUCUGUAGUACUUCAAGAACUGCAUCGCAAUCAUGAAAUCGUUCCACUUACAGAAUUUGUCCGAGAGUCCCCAAGCUCGUGGAGUGGAUGGGCAGUCGAUACUUUAAUGAAACGACCAAUAGUUUGGUCAUUUUCGGUGUUAAAGAACGCAAUGAUUGAGCCAGUGGUCGAUGCAGAUACAAAAUAUGUUCAGUUAGGCACUGUCAAAAAACUGGGUGAAAUCAUAUUGUCAACAAUUGAUAACAGUAAUGAGAAUGCUCUCAUAUCAUUAUCAGAAGUAGCUAAGAAUUGUGUAGGAAAAACUAGAGGCAAGCCUAUAUCGAAUGAUGAUAUAAAAUUGGCUUUGACAUGGCUUCGACUUGAGAGAAAAGCUGCAUUUCGAGUCAACCCUGUUUGCGACAGCAGCGAGAUGUUGGUCAAGUUAUCUACCAGUAAAGUCAAAGAAGUAACAGAGGUUGAGGAGAGUUUGUACAAGUUAGAAAAGCAAGAAGAACUACUGACCAAGAAUUUAGAGAUGUUGGAGAUGGAGAAAGAGGCUGUUGUAAAGAAUGCUAAGGCCUAUCUAAAAAAUGGAAUGAGGCAGGUUGCUAAAAGCUCCCUCAGGAAAAAAAAGGAUAUUGAGAAAAGUAUAGAGAAACGAGCUGCAGCUCUACAAAAUAUCCAAAUCAUCAUUGCUAGAGUUCGGGAUGCGCAUUCGGAUUCGGAGGUACUUACAUCUUACAAAGCUGGAGCUGCUGCUUUAAAGAAGAAGUUAGAUACUGAUGGCCUGACCGAAGACAAUGUUGCUGAAACUAUGGAAGAUCUCUCAGAGGCUCUGGAAGAGUUUAGCGAAAUACAGUCAGCUCUGUCAAGAUCAGUUGAUGUGUAUGAUCCCGACUUGGAGGAUGAGCUGGCCGAGCUACUGCUAGAAUCACCUGAACUUGACGAAUCUGUUAACAAUUCUCAAAGCACUCCGAUUAAACUCAAAAACCAUCCCAACCAUUAUAAGAUUGACGAAUUGCCCGAUAUAGCAAAAGAAUCAUCAUCUCUACAUCUGAAAGAGUUGCCGUCUCCUCCCAAAUACUCACCCUCAGUUAAUUCUCCAGUUCCUUCCCAGGGAGAAUAAGUUAGUGAGUAAUAUAUCAAUUGUAUUUAAUUUUAUUUGUUGAAACUUUUUUCUUCGUUUAUUCAUCAUUAUUGUAAAAUUGUUACGUCGUUCACAAUCUAUUUUAUGGCUAUAUGUUUGACAGCUAGUUGUUAUUGAAAGUUUUGUCUUCGAGUAUAUACAUAUACACAUUUCUAUAA